Hyaloscypha bicolor E is the source of this 2604-nucleotide messenger RNA. RefSeq lists its product as uncharacterized. NCBI's taxonomy places the organism in Eukaryota, Fungi, Ascomycota, Leotiomycetes, Helotiales, Hyaloscyphaceae. The record is from RefSeq and is a predicted model, not a curated record. The coding region runs from base 1 to 2604 and encodes 867 amino acids. The transcript is spliced from 3 exons.
AUGGAUUCGACCACAGCUUCUGGGCGCAAAGUGCGAGCAAGUCGCAGAUUAUUAAGUUACAAAGGACCCUCCUCUUCGAGCGACGGUCCUAUCAAAUCACCACAACCUUCUCCCUCCCGGGUUGCGAAGCGCAAAAGAGAAGAUAGCCUUCCGAAGUUCAAGGCCGAGAACCCCCAGACACAAGAUCCCUCGAAUUCAGGGGAUGCCCCUUUCGCGCCCUAUCAUCCACACACAGGUUCACAUCUGAGGAAAGACCCCAGUCGAGAAUCAGAGGAUAGAAUUGGCUCCGACAUUCCGAUAGUCGCUCACCGUGACGGACAGAAGCACAAAUUUCGAGAGCUUUCGGACCGCAGCUCAUGCUCAUCGGCCUCGGACGUGCCCAUAUUCCCAUACCUGCGGCAAAAAAGGCUUAAUGCUGUGGGAGCUAUAGCUCAGCCUUCAUCGCCGCCACCCAAGGCUCUACGUGUUCCCGGUCUUAAGGAUCGACCGUUGACAUUUUCGAACACUGAAGCUUUCCACGAAAACGAGGAUCCCAAGCUCGAUACAUUUGUUUCUUCGCAGCUCAAAGUUCCUGAAGACCCCGUCGAAAGCUCUGCGCCAGUCUACGUUGGCUCGUUUGAUCUGCAGUUUCGGAGUCAACAGUUCUCGAAACCCGGUUUAGGAAAUUUUUGUUCUCGAGUCACAUUACCUACCUUGCCGUCCGUUAUAGCGUCCCCCCUUGCCCGAGUCACCACCCCGAAACGGUUCGGCUCGCUGUCUGUUAAUAGCACCCAGAACGGAGACAUGGCUCCAACCUAUUCGAACAGAAACCGAGACAGGCGUCAAAAUCGUACAGGCUACGUCGAUCAUGAUAUUUUUGAGGGUCUCCCUGUUCGACACUGGCGCCGCGACGAUGUUAUUGUAGCACCGCCACCGACUCAAGAGAACACCACAUCUCAAAAUGAUAUAUGGGCUGUAGAACUUCCGCAUGGAAUGCCCAAAGACUCACAUCUACUACCCCAACACAGCCAGGAUCUUUUGCGUGCCGCUCGGUCAGGGAGGAUAUACAAACGCCCAGCGCCGCCGGAGGAAGAGGAGGCUGAUGUUGAAGCUGUUCUUGGGGACAAACCAGAGAAGAAAGAUGACGAUACGAAAGACAGGGGCUUUACUGCGAAGGCGUGGAAACAAGUACCCCGGCAUAUGGAAGGACCAGAUGUUGAAUACUUAGCCAAACGGAGGAAGGGUCUGAUCACCAUGACAGCAAAGACUACUGCACCGGCAGCGACUUUGACGAAAAAUACAGUAAAAAGGAUCGAUGCGGCUGGAAAUGAGUAUGUGCAGGAUGUGAUUGCCUCGCAUGGCCAAAAAGUGGAAGGAAAGGUGAUUUCGCAGACCGUCUUCCCAGGUCCAAGCGCCGCACCCGUGGAUCCGUUUGCUGUUCAACAAAUUACGCCUUCUAGAUCCAAAAAGUCAUCCAAAAAGAAAGCUAAAGGAGCAGCUGGAAGAGGCAGAAAGAAGAAGGCCGCUGCCCCUACUAGCGUGCCUACAUCUCUACCUAUGGAGGGGGCGGCUCCAGUCAUUGAAGGGGCUGACGGUACUGUGGGUGCCGAUGGAGGAAAGAUUGAGAAUGACGCUGAGGCUACACCGACGAAUAAUGAAGACACAGAAAUGGGCGAUGGAUCGAUGGCGGCAUCAGAUGACGAUGAAGAUGGCGAGGACGGAGACGAUGGUGAAGACGACGAAGGCUCUGUUGAUAAUCAGAGCUCACCUUCCAAGCCCCCGCAGCCGACAUCACCUGUUCCCUUGGCGGCUACAGGCAUCAAAACGGUUCCAAGCCUUGGAUUUGGUGAAACAUCUAUGAGCGGGCUUGAAUUUCCUCGCCCUCAUCCAAUGAUUCAAACCGAGCGGGUGAAAUCAGAAGGUCAGUCUGGAAGUCCAUUGAAAAAUGUUGCUUUAACUACUUCUGCUCUUACAUCGCCCCUUGAAUCACCGACAGUGGCCCACCCGUUCUCUGAUAUCUCUGCUCCUGCACCACAACAGGACCCUGUCGCAAUUGCAGUGGAGAAAGAAAACCUUGACGAAGAGAUGCUUCUUGAGACAGCGGAAUCAGCUCCAACGGAGAUUCCUCAGCCACCUCCAGAACCCACUGCAACCGAAGCCACUGCUUCUGCAGAAUUGUUGCGUGAAGAAGAGGAAGAAGAGGAGAUGCUACUAGAUAUGGAGGAAAAUGCGAGCAAUGCACAAAUUGCAGGGCCAGAGUCGCCAAUCGCAGCUCCCGAAAUCCCCACAGAACAAAUUCCCAUGCCACGGACAGAAAGUCCUGCCGAACCGAUCCCAACUGAGAUGGGGGAAGCACCAAAGGAAACCGAACCCGAGGACCCAGUAUCGCUAGAAAAUACCGAGCCAGAGCCGACUCCGGUACUUGAGAAUGCAGAGGCCGAAGAUAACUACCUGGAUUUGUUAGAAGGUUUGGAGAAGUCGUUGGACAAGCCACCGCCAACCGCGUCUAAGCUAAGGGAAAUCGACGAGAAUGUAGAGACGGCCGAGCCGAUAAAUACCGAGACUUCUGAGAGUGUGAGUGCAGCUGAGGCUGAGAAGAUGGAUGAUGAGACUCAAGAGCCUUGA